Molecule: messenger RNA, 4341 nt
Organism: Linum trigynum
Lineage: Eukaryota; Viridiplantae; Streptophyta; Magnoliopsida; Malpighiales; Linaceae
Source: the annotation of a GenBank genome assembly
AUGGAGGAGGCGCUGGAAUUGGCGCGGGCCAAGGAUACAAAAGAGCGUAUGGCUGGUGUGGAGAGGCUACACCAGCAUCUAGAAGCUUCUCGGCGGAGCUUAAGUUCUACCGAGACGACGGCGCUGGUUGACUGCUGCAUGGAUCUUCUCAAGGACAAUAACUUCAAGGUCUCUCAGGGCGCGCUUCAGGCUCUGGCGUCGGCUGCCGUGCUUUCCGGUGAGCAUUUCAAGUUGCAUUUCAAUGCGCUUGUUCCCGCUGUGGUCGAGCGGCUCGGCGAUGCCAAGCAGCCGGUUAGAGACGCCGCCAGACGGCUGCUACUCACGCUGAUGGAGGUUUCUUCACCCACAAUCAUUGUAGAGAGAGCCGGCUCCUAUGCCUGGACCCACAAAAGCUGGAGAGUACGUGAAGAGUUUGCUCGAACAGUUACCUCUGCAAUUGGUCUUUUUGCCUCUACUGAGCUACCUCUGCAGCGGGCUAUCCUUCCUCCUAUUCUGCUAAUGUUGAAUGACCCAAAUCCUGGUGUCAGGGAAGCAGCUAUAUUAUGCAUUGAGGAGAUGUACACACAGGCUGGCACUCAAUUUCGUGAUGAGCUUCUGCGCCACCAUAUUCCUAUGUCAAUGAUGAAAGAUAUUAAUGCGAGGCUAGAGCGAAUUGAACCUCAUGUACGCUCUGCAGAUGGGCUCUCUAGUAAUUUUGGUGCAAUGGAUGUGAAACCCACUAGUGUUAGUAGCAAAAGAAGUAGUCCAAAGGCAAAGAGUUCCUCGAGGGAGGUUUCCGUUUUUGGAGGAGAUUCUGAUGUCACUGAGAAGCCCAUGGAACCAUAUAAAGUUUACUCAGAAAAGGAGCUAAUUAGGGAAAUUGAGAAGAUCUGUAUGACCCUUGUUCCGGAAAAGGAUUGGUCCGUACGUAUAGCCGCUAUGCAGAGAGUUGAAGCCCUUGUUCUAGGAGGUGCCACUGACUACCCUUCUUUCCGAGGACUUCUGAAACAGCUUGUUGGGCCUCUAAGCACUCAGCUAUCUGAUCGAAGGUCCAGCAUAGUGAAGCAAGCCUGUCACCUGUUAUGCUUCUUAUCAAAGGAACUUUUGGGUGACUUCGAACCAUGUGCGGAGAUGUUCAUUCCUGUCCUUUUCAAGCUGGUGGUGAUUACUGUACUUGUAAUUGCAGAAUCAGCAGACAACUGCAUAAAGACAAUGUUACGUAACUGCAAAGUUAUCCGUGUGCUUCCUCGCAUAGCAGACUCUGCUAAAAAUGAUCGAAGUGCUAUACUCCGGGCAAGAUGUUGCGAGUAUGCAUUAUUGAUCCUUGAACACUGGCCUGACGCUCCCGAAAUACAACGGUCAGCUGAUCUUUAUGAGGAUUUCAUUAGGUGUUGUGUUUCGGAUGCAAUGAGUGAGGUGCGUUCUACUGCAAGAAUGUGCUACAGAAUGUUCGCAAAAACUUGGCCGGAGCGUUCCCGUCGUUUGUUUUCAUCCUUUGACCCAGUUAUUCAGCGAAUUAUUAAUGAAGAGGAUGGUGGCUUGCAUAGGAGACAUGCGUCGCCUUCCGUUCGAGAUAGAAGUGCAUCAAGUUCAUAUGCAUCACAAGGGCAUGCUGCUUCAAAUUUACCUGGAUAUGGAACUUCUGCCAUUGUUGCAAUGGAUAGAACCUCCAGCUUGUCCUCUGGGACAUCGCUGUCAUCUGGGCUAUUGCUGUCACAGGCAAAGUCUCUUGGUAAAGGCACUGAACGGAGUCUAGAAAGUGUUUUGCAUGCAAGUAAACAAAAGGUCACUGCAAUCGAAAGCAUGCUUAGAGGCUUGGAGAUAUCUGACAAACAAAAUCCUUCAGCUCUUCGGUCAUCCAGUUUGGACCUAGGAGUUGACCCUCCAUCAUCUCGUUAUCCGCCAUUCCCAGCUUCAAGUAAUCUCACUAGCUCAUUUCCUGUGGACUCAACCGUCUCUAGUAUCAGUAAAGGUGGAAACCGCAAUGGUGGCUUGAUCUUGUCUGAUAUUAUUACUCAUAUUCAAGCUUCCAAAGACUCUGCCAAGCUAUCAUAUCGCAGUGGGGUGGUGGGUGAAUCUGCACCUUCAUUUUCAUCUUACACAGCUCGGAGGUCUUCUGAAAGGUUGCAAGACAGAGGUUUGAUAAAUGAGAAUAAUGACAUCCGGGAGGCAAGGCGCAUUAUGAACCCACAAAUUGACAGGCAAUACCUUGAUACACCUCACAAAGAUGUAAACUUCAGGGAUUCACAGAAUAGUCAUGUUCCAAACUUCCAAAGGCCACUUCUGAGAAAGCAUGUGGCUGGGCGGAUGUCUGCUGGUAGGAGAAAAAGUUUUGACGAUAGCCAACUUUCCCUUGCGGAGAUUGCAAAUUAUUCUGGAGGUCCAGCCUCUCUUGGUGAUGCACUUAAUGAGGGACUAAGUCCAAGCUCUGACUGGAAUGCUAGAGUUGCAGCUUUCAGUUACCUCCGAUCUUUGCUGCAGCAGGGCCCUAAAGGCAUUCAAGAAGUUAUCCAGAACUUUGAGAAGGUUAUGAAGUUAUUUUUCCAGCACUUAGAUGAUCCCCACCAUAAGGUGGCACAGGCAGCUCUGUCAACGCUGGCAGAUAUUAUACCUGCUUGCAGGAAGCCUUUCGAGAGUUACAUGGAAAGGAUCUUGCCCCAUGUUUUCUCUCGACUAAUUGAUCCCAAGGAACUAGUUAGGCAACCUUGUUUAACUACCUUGGAUAUUGUUGGCAAAACUUAUGGUGUUGACACCCUCUUACCAGCACUACUUCGUUCACUGGAUGAACAACGAUCACCAAAGGCCAAAUUGGCUGUCAUUGAGUUUGCUAUUGGCUCCUUUAACAAGCAUGCAGUGAACUCAGAAGGUGCUGGCAACACUGGCAUUCUGAAAUUAUGGCUUGCUAAGUUGACUCCGUUGUCCCAUGAUAAAAACACUAAGCUGAAGGAAGCAGCUAUUACAUGCAUUAUAUCAGUUUAUUCCCACUUUGAUUCCUCUGCUGUCCUCAAUUUUAUACUUUGUUUAUCUGUGGAGGAGCAAAAUUCCUUGAGAAGAGCCCUUAAACAGUAUACUCCCCGUAUCGAAGUGGAUCUAAUGAAUUUCUUGCAGAACAAGAAAGACCGACAGCGGUCAAAGUCAGCAUAUGAUCCAUGUGAUGUUGUCGGAACAUCUUCAGAGGAAGGAUAUAUUGCUGCAUCAAAGAAGAGUUAUUACCUUGGCAGGUAUUCCGGUGGUUCGAUUGAUAGUGAUGGUGGCAGGAAAUGGCAUUCCACUCAAGAAUCAGCGCAGGUCACAGGAAUUAUUGGUCAAGCUACUUCUGAUGAAACUCAGGAGACCUUGUAUCAGAAUUUUGAGGCUAGUGCUAUUGUUGAUGAUAGUAAUGAUCUAAAAUCUAGAGAUUUGAGUUACAUGGUCCAUAACCCAUCUAUGAGUCAGAACAUGGGAUCCCAGUCUGGUCACUUGGAAAGCUUGGACAGUGACUUGAACCAUGAAGGUUUCUCAAGUCCACGUUUUGAUCUUAAUGGACAAAUAAGUACUGAAUCUUUGGUGGUUUCUGAAGGCUAUAUGCAUAAUUCUUACUCCCUUCCUGAGUUGGAUCUUCAUAAUUUAAAAUCUACUGCUUUAAGAAUCAAUUCUGUUGCUGAUGGUGGUCCUAGUAUUCCUCAAAUCCUCCACGUGAUUUGCAAUGCUAGUGAUGAAAAUCCUGCAGUCAGCAAAUGCGGUGCGAUUCAAAAAUUAAUUGAAGCUUCCAUGGCCAGUGAUCACUCAGUUUGGUCCAGUUACUUCAAUCAGAUUUUGACAGCGGUACUUGAGGUAUUGGAUGAUCCUGAUUCCACGGUUCGUGAACAUGCUCUCUUGUUGAUUGUUGAAAUGCUGAAAAAUCAGAAAGAUGCCAUGGAGGAUUCCAUUGAGAUCGUGAUUGAAAAGCUGCUUCAUGUUGCAAAGGAUGCUGUCCCAAGGGUAUCCAAUGAGGCUGAGAACUGCUUGAACAUUAUUUUAUCUCAAUAUGAUCCAUACAGAUCUUUGAGUGUUCUUGUUCCUUUGUUGGUAACUGAAGAUGAGAAAACUCUUGUGACGUGCAUAAGCUGUCUGACAAAGCUUGUUGGCCGGCUUUCCCAGGAGGAGCUAAUGAAUCAGUUGCCAUCAUUUUUGCCUGCAUUGUUUGAAGCUUUUAACAAUCAGAGUGCCGAUGUUCGCAAGACCGUGGUUUUCUGCCUGGUGGAUAUCUACAUUAUGCUUGGGAAAGCAUUCUUGCCAUACCUGGAAGGGCUCAACAGCAUGCAGUUGAAGUUGGUCACGAUCUAUGCUAAUCGGAUCUCUCAGGCGAGAACAGGGGCUCCGAUCGACAGUGGCCAUGCCUAA